Bombina bombina (fire-bellied toad) is the source of this 1729-nucleotide messenger RNA. It is a transcript of the gene MPG, whose product is annotated as N-methylpurine DNA glycosylase. The transcript has 4 exons. The record is from RefSeq and is a predicted model, not a curated record. Gene Ontology annotation, molecular function: alkylbase DNA N-glycosylase activity; DNA binding. Bases 294 to 1067 code for a protein of 257 amino acids. Lineage: Eukaryota; Metazoa; Chordata; Amphibia; Anura; Bombinatoridae. Gene Ontology annotation, biological process: base-excision repair.
AUAACUGAGAUCCCACUGCUCCAUCACUGACUCUGAGUCUCUAGUCUCAUCUCAAUAACCUUUCAGAUUCUACAGAUAACUGUUAGGGCGAGACCACUGAACAAGUACAGAGGGUGUGAACAUCAGACUCCUCCUGUUGGUACAUUCCGUCCCACCCCCAUCCUUUGCAAUAGAUGCGGCCGUGACUGCCUGUUCCUUCCGGUGUGACCUGUUCAGCCGCCAAAGCUUUGUACAUCUCAGUUUGUGAUUAGACUCUCAGGGUUUGCUUGGGCACAUUUUGUUGUGGCAACAGGAUGCCUAUAAAGAGACGGCGAAUAGAGAACUUAAAUGUUCAGGAGCCGAACAUAACUGUCCCCAAAAAGAAAGAUAAUGAUAUAACCGUUAGUCAGAGAAAAGAACAGGAUGAAAUGACCAGUAAAUACUUCCAGAACAGACUCCAAUCAGACUUCUACAAUCAGGCGUGUACUGAUCUGGCCAAAUCCUUCCUGGGGCAGAUAUUGGUCCGGAAGCUGCCAGAUGGAACAGAACUCCGAGGACGGAUUGUAGAGACGGAGUCCUACUUGGGGGGAGAGGAUGAAGCCUCACACUCAAAGGGAGGAAAACGCACAGAGAGGAACAAAGCUAUGUACAUGAAGCCAGGAACAGUAUAUGUGUAUCAGAUCUAUGGCGUCUAUUUCUGCAUGAACAUCUCCAGCCAGGGUGACGGUGCCGCUGUUCUUCUGCGAUCUCUCGAGCCUUUGGAGGGUCUUGAUGUGAUGAGAAAGUUUAGAGAACUCAGAAGAAAAGAAAAGGCUAAAGCUCUUAAAGACACUGAACUCUGCAAUGGGCCUUCUAAACUCUGCCUGGCACUUGAUAUGGAUAAGAGUUUUGACAAGAGAGAUCUCUCUAAUGAUGAAAUUACCUGGUUGGAACCAGGAUCUAAGAUACUAGACAAAGACAUUGUAUUUUGCCCACGAAUCGGCAUCAGCUACGCAGGGGAGUGGACUAAAAAACCUCUUAGAUUUUAUGUAAAAGGAAACAAAUACGUAAGUGUGCGAGACAAAAUGGCUGAAGCACUUAUGGUGUAAAUGCACAAGUUUAUGAGACAAAACCGGUAACGGUAUAUAAUGGUAAUCUUCAACAAAGCACCUUCAAGGGGGCACACUGCCCACACCAAAUGCCAAAAGGGCACCACUGUAUCUAUUCUAAUUGUAUAAAAAAUAUAAAAUGAUAAAAUUAAAAAAGGGGCAAUGUGUGGAAUGCACUACAACAAUAACCAAAAAGUUGUGACUUAUAAAACUAGAAAAAUAUCCAACAGAAAUCUGAAAAUGAGAAAAGAGGUCAGGAUACGGCAAAGCAAAGUCCAAAUAAGUGUGUGAUGUCCAGGUAAGUAAGUCAAGUCACUCUAAAAUCAAACAGAAAACAAGGGGCGCCUUAUAUAUUUCUGUAAUCAGUGAUGGACAGAUGGUAAAAUGAAAAUCACAAUUGAAGCAGACUGACAUUUACAGUGGUCCGCACACUGACCGAUACCCUCGGCUGUGGAUUAUAAAUUGGAAGAUUCUCCUGUGAUGAACCUGGUGUGGGCACUGGUCUCCCCUCUAGUAUCCAAGGCUCCAUGAUCAACAGGUACCUCCAAAGACUCGGACUGCUAUUGAUAAGCAAGUUAGUUCCAAGCACUGUGGAAAUAAGAACGUAGAAUCCGGCUACCGAGAGAGCAAUAAAUACGAACAGAAAAGAGAACAAAACAGAA